Schistocerca gregaria is the source of this 609-nucleotide messenger RNA. RefSeq lists its product as uncharacterized. The transcript has 3 exons. The record is from RefSeq and is a predicted model, not a curated record. NCBI's taxonomy places the organism in Eukaryota, Metazoa, Arthropoda, Insecta, Orthoptera, Acrididae. The coding region runs from base 83 to 394 and encodes 103 amino acids.
GGCAAACGCGACCGAAACUGUUGUCUGCACUCGGCACAUAUAAGUCCAGUUUUGAGGCUGAGGGGCCCACCAGUGCGUCACAAUGGGUCCCUGUACACUGCUAGUGUUUGGUGCGCUGGCGAGCUGCGCUGUGGCCCGCGUGGACGACUCUGCCCCGCCGUGGCUGUACGGGCCGGCCCAGCCUGACUCGGAGUGCCCCGCGUACUGCGGCAGUAAGUGCGGCGCCGCGUGCGUGCGCUGCGAGUGCCCCGAGCAGUGCGUGCAGAACUACGACCCGGUGUGUGCGCGCUGCGAGGCCGGACAGCCACAGACCUUCCCCAACUGCUGCGCCUGGCACAGGGCCGUCUGCCGCUUCCGCAGGCAGUGCGACUUCAACCACAUGGGUGUUUGCUAACGUUUUGCCACUUCAAUGAGGAAAUGAAGUUUCUGAAUGUAUCGACAUUGUAUGUAAAGUAAAACAGAGUGUUAUAACCUGCGUAUUUUCUGUAAGUCAUCCCUAUUGUGAACCUUGAGUCGCAUAUUAGCUAUGUUUGCAAACUCGUGCCACUAAUAGCGACAUUUCUGCAAUGACGAACAAUGUUUUAUUCACUAUUAAAGACUAAAUAGCAA